GACAUAUGAUUGGUUACUUACGAUCGUUACCGUUGCAAACACGUGCAAGAAUGUUUUGUUUUGUUUUUCCAAGGAAGUGUAGCGCGAACUUAUAUUUUCCUGUUUAUCGGAACGGAUGGAACCAAUGUGUCAAACGCAUGUCAUGUUCGAUGUUUCUAGUUUACUUUUGUAAACGAGGGAGAACUUCAGUAACAUAACAACAAGUAUAGGAACACAUUCCGCUCCAUAUUUUACUCUAUGAUAUUUGGAAACAUGCAAGAACAUAUCACACUUUAUGACUUAUUUGAUCGUUGCUCGCUCGCAUCUUUUCGUGUAAUAUAUUAUUAUGAUGAUUUAAACAAACAUAUUUUGACAAGCAGUGAGUUAUAUGAGAGUAUUAAUGAAAUUUCGACUGCUCUUACUUCAAUUUCAGCUUCGAAAUCAAUUGUUUGCUGUCUGUUUCAAUCAAACCUCUUAUUGCCAUCUGUCAUUUUGGGAAUCCUGAAAGUGUCAUCAUCUUUUGCAUUUUUGGAUAUUCGUAAUCCGUUGCUUUCCCUACAGAAUCUUCAAAAAUAUGUGCCCAUUUCAACUAUAUUUAUUGAAGAUAUUCUUUUAGAGAACUUUAAAAAUCAGCUGUGUUUUUGUUGGGAAAAGAAAUCGAAUGAAUUUUUGAUGAAAUCAAAGAUCUGUAUACUGCAGUCAUCUAAUUGUAAUGCUGACUCAUGCUCAAGAUCAAGAAUGUUAUACAAAAACUUUCAGAAGCAUAGUUCACAAUUAGCUUAUAUUAUGCAGACUUCUGGCACUACUGGUGAGCCAAAAAUUGUUCAAGUGCCCCAUCAUUGCAUAGUGCCAAAUAUUUUAGAUCUCAGGUUAGUUUUCUAAUUUAUGCACCCAAAACAUAGUUGUGCAAAUUCCCCCUUUUUUUCUCCUAAUUUUUUAAUAUUCUAUUCAAGCAUAGAAUUUUUAUUUUACUAUAUAAAUGAAUCUACAAGUAUUUUAAUACUAGUACAUUUUUCUUUCAGUGAAAGUAGAUUAACCUUUUCCAGGGGUCUGGGAAAUGUAUCAUAUGUUCACUACAUUAAAUGAGUCACAUAUGUUCACCACAUUGAAAGAAAUUUAGUUUAUUAUGAAGAUUUAAAAUUUGCUGUGUAAUACGGAGCAGGAAAUGGCAAAUUGUGGUUAUUUAUUUUUCUUUGCUGAUGGAAUAGUUGAAAAAGUGGCUUCAGUAAAUUAAAAAAAAAAAAAAAAAAAAAAAAA
Molecule: messenger RNA, 1236 nt
Organism: Stegodyphus dumicola
Lineage: Eukaryota; Metazoa; Arthropoda; Arachnida; Araneae; Eresidae
Product: beta-alanine-activating enzyme-like
Biological process (GO): amino acid activation for nonribosomal peptide biosynthetic process
Molecular function (GO): protein binding
Source: RefSeq, a predicted model, not a curated record